Ananas comosus (pineapple) is the source of this 405-nucleotide messenger RNA. RefSeq names its product probable ion channel POLLUX. The record is from RefSeq and is a predicted model, not a curated record. Bases 1 to 405 code for a protein of 134 amino acids. Gene Ontology annotation, biological process: monoatomic ion transport. NCBI's taxonomy places the organism in Eukaryota, Viridiplantae, Streptophyta, Magnoliopsida, Poales, Bromeliaceae. The transcript has 2 exons.
AUGCAGCAAGCUUCAGAUAAAUCAAUAAUAAUCAGUGAAAUCUUGGAUUCGAGAACAAGGAACCUUGUAUCAGUCUCCAAGAUCAGCGAUUAUGUUCUUUCGAAUGAGCUAGUUAGCAUGGCUUUAGCUAUGGUGGCCGAAGACAAGCAAAUCAACCGGGUUCUCGAGGAACUCUUUGCUGAAGAGGGGAACGAGAUGUGCAUCCGUCCUGCGGAAUACUACCUAUACGAGCAAGAAGAAUUGAGCUUCUACGAUAUCAUGGUGAGGGCUCGCGAAAGAGGCGAGAUCGUGAUCGGGUAUCGUCUCGCGAACACAGACCAGGCGAUCAUGAACCCGGCAAGUAAGUCCGAGGUUAGGAAGUGGUCGCUCGACGACGUCUUCGUCGUGAUCUCCGACGGCGAAUAA